AUGAAAAAUAUUAGCAAUGUUAAAAAUACAUUAUUUAUUUUUGGGUCAGGAGAAUGUGGGCAACUUCCUCCAAAAUAUUGUGAUGAAUAUAUACAAAGCAAUCCUAAAGCAAUUCAUGAUUUACCAUCUAAUAUUGAAGAAGUAAUAUGUGGAUCUAUGCAUACAAUUAUAAAAACAAAAGAUGAUAAAAUAUAUUCAUUUGGAUGUAAUGAUAUGGGUGUAUUGGGAAGAAAAACAUUUAGUAAUAGUACAAAAGAUCCUGAACAUUCACCUACAUUAAUAAAUUUUUCAUUUCCUUCAAAAAUAAAAAAAAUAACAUGUGGAGAUAAUCAUACAGCUAUUUUAUUACAUAAUGGGAAAGUAUUUAUUGCAGGCGGGUUUAGAGAUUCAUUUGGGGUUUUAGGAAUUCCUUCAUUUUCAGAUGAUGAUCAAGUUUUGCCAAAAACGGAUAAAUUUAUCGAAGUCAAAUUCGAGCUCCCUGAAAAGGGCGCCGAAAGUGGCGAAGAAAGCGAGGCGAGCGAAAGUGACGAAGAAAGUGAUGCGGCUGGAAGCGAAAGCGAAAGCGAAAACAGGGCUGAAAAUGACGCGGCUGGAAGCAAAAACAGGGGCUGCAAAAUAAUAAACAUCGUUUCAGGUGAAGACCAUUUGAUAUGUCUAGAAAAAACACGAAAGCACAUAUUUACGAUGGGAAAUAGUGAUUCGUGCCAAGUUUGCAAUCCAUACUAUUCCCAAGAAGAAUCAGAAAAAAAUCGAAUCAAAUAUUUAUUUCCUAAUUGUUAUCAUUAUAAAGAUUUUGGGUUUUUAAAUAAAUUUAAAAAUAUAUAUUGUGGAGGUAAUAAUACAUUUAUUCAAUUAUCAAAAUCUUUAGAUGUAUAUGGUAUUGGUAGAAAUGCUUAUGGGUCAUGUGGUGUUAAUUUAAAAGAUAAUAUAAUUAAAACUUUUAAAAAAAUAAAUGAAUUAUCUAAUAAAAAAAUAAAACAAUUAUGUGGUGGACAAAGUUUUACUGUAUGUUUGUUAAAAAAUAAUGAUUUAUACAUAUGGGGAAAUAGAGAAAUAUUAGGAAUGGAAUAUCAUGAUGAUUCUUUUAGUCCAAUAAAAUUAGAUUUUUUUAAAAAUAAUAAUUAUAUUGUUAAAAAAUUAUUUUGUGGAACAGAUCAUUGUUUGGUUUUAACAGAAAAUGAUAAAUUAUUUGGUUGGGGAACUGGAGGAAAUGAAUUUGAUGAGAAUAGUUCUAUUGGUGUUAUAGAACAAAAUAAACCAUCUGAAAUUAAUUUUAUAAAAUAUUUUAAUAAAGAAAUUUUUAAAAAUAAUAUGAACAAUUCAGAUUUAUUAAUAAAUCAAAUAAAAAUUACAUCGUUUUCUGGUGGUUCAUCACAUUGUGCUUUAAUAUCAUCUCAUACUUUUUCUGAAAAAGUAUCAUUGAAAAGAGGUCAUGAUGAAUCAUAUAAUGAAGAUAUUUAUAUGAAAAAACAAAAAAUGGAAAAAAUUAUGAACAGUUCAGGUAAAAAUGAUAUUAUUAUGAACGAAGAUGAUAAUAAAAUAAAUAUUGACCAAACCGAAGAUAUAAAAAAAAAAAGUUUUUUUGGAUCAUUUUAUUUUAGCUCAACAAAAUCAAAUAAUAAAGAUUCUAAAUUAUCAAAAGACGAAUUUGAAAUUGAUAAAAAUGAAACUUCACAAAAUGAUACUAAUCAAUAUGAUACAACAUUAGAUGAAGAUGUAACUAAAAAAAGAAAAAGUACAAAAAAUAAAUCUUAUGUAAAUAUUGAAAAUCCAACAAGAAGACAGCCAAGAAGAUCUUGUAAAGAAAAUAUAUCUUUAAAAGAAAAUGCAAAUAGACAAUUUUAUCAAAUUGUUGAUGAAUCAAUUUCGAAAAAAAAAAGAAAAACAGAUUCUGAUAUAAAAAGUAAUAAAAACCAACUAGAUAAAAAAAAAGAAUCGAAAUCUUUCUCUGCAAAAAAUAAUAAGCGAAAAUCGCUGACACAUCCUUCUGCCAAAUAA
Messenger RNA from Plasmodium yoelii, 1998 nucleotides. RefSeq names its product chromosome condensation regulator. The record is from RefSeq and is a predicted model, not a curated record. Gene Ontology annotation, cellular component: cytoplasm. NCBI's taxonomy places the organism in Eukaryota, Apicomplexa, Aconoidasida, Haemosporida, Plasmodiidae. The transcript has a single exon. Gene Ontology annotation, molecular function: guanyl-nucleotide exchange factor activity. The coding region runs from base 1 to 1998 and encodes 665 amino acids.